Exaiptasia diaphana is the source of this 1979-nucleotide messenger RNA. RefSeq names its product dynactin subunit 4. Lineage: Eukaryota; Metazoa; Cnidaria; Anthozoa; Actiniaria; Aiptasiidae. The record is from RefSeq and is a predicted model, not a curated record. Gene Ontology annotation, cellular component: dynactin complex. Gene Ontology annotation, molecular function: zinc ion binding.
AUAUCGGCCACAUCCAAGAUGGCGUCUUUACUGAAUGCAGACGGCGAUCAUGUUCUCAUAUCUUGUACUUGUUCUGCCCUUUCUCCUCUAACAAGGCUGUAUUUUUGUCGCCACUGCAUUAAAUUAAGAUGUCAGCUUUGUGUUUCACACGAGGUCGACUCUUAUUAUUGUCCAAAUUGCUUAGAAAAUAUGCCAUCAGCUGAAGCUAAGUUAAAGAAAAAUAGAUGUGCCAAUUGCUUUGAUUGCCCAAGCUGUAGCAAYACACURUCAACAAGAGCAACRGCURUUGCUAUUCCAUCAGARGAUAAYAARACUCCUCAAGCCAAGAAAGUCUAUUAYCUUGCAUGUGGGUUUUGCAGAUGGUCCUCAAGGGAUGUUAGCAUGGAAGAUAGAACUGUUGCAAGUGGUGGUUGGCCAGAUCCAGAAAAUCCUGCUGCCAAAAGAAUUGGCAAUUUGGUAGAUUUCUACCGUCAACUUGCACAGAAAGAGAAGGUUGAGAGAGAGAAGAAGAAGAUGUCAAAAAGACGUAACUAUACUGAAGAUGUUGAAACUUUACCUGAGGAAUUCUACACAAAACCGCUUAGCCUUGAAAAAAUUCCUCACAUCAACCAGAGGUUGUCAAACCCUGAUUUACAACCAACKGACAUUAAAGCUCUUCAUACAAGACACAAGCAUCURUUGGCCAAGAGAUCCCAGCGUUGCAGGGAGUGUGAGCACAAUUUGAGCAAACCAGAGUUCAAUCCGUCAUCAAUAAAGUUUAAAAUUCAACUUGGAUCUCUGUACUAUGUUCCAAGAAUCCGCAUAGCAAGUAUACCCCCCCUGGUCUAUAAUGAGGAAGCCCAAGUAAUGUUAUCAAUGACCAACCCAGUUGAAAGCAUWGUCAAAGUUACUCUCCAUUCAUAUGAAGAGAACGAUGAGGAAAGAAAAGUACAAAAAAACACAGAAGACAAAGAAAAUGACAAAAACAAAGAAAAUAUAGAAGAAGAAGAGAAGAAAAUUGAGAAGAUUGAUGUGAAAACUGAAAAUGAGAUUAAGGAAGASAAGAAAGAUGGUGAAAACAAGGAAAAUGGGAAUAUAGAAGAGAACAAGAAAGAUGAAAAAGCGAAGACGGAUAGUCUAGUUGCUUCAGCGUUGUUCGACAGAAAGACAGAGCGACGUGUCAACAACCGAUGUGACAGUAGAGCAUUCGUACCCACCGCAGAGGUAGUUCUACCGACCUGUAUUCUAGCACUAGGUGCACGUGAUGAAGCUGCUGAAUUUGAUGACACUGAUACUACAGCUGAAUUGUUCAGUGAUGACCCCAGGGUUAUUGCAGACCGUCAGUGCAACAAGCUUUGGUUUUAUAUCAAAGUUACUCCUAAGAAACCAGUUGGGGAUGUCAAGUUCUCAAUGGUGAUGCAGUAUGACUACAAGCAUACCUCGGCAGCCUUACUCAAAGGGAAACAAGAACCAGAAACUCGCAUUGAAACCAUGCGCCACAAAGUGCAUAUAAACCUGGGACCUUUGGAGUGUUCUUCAGAGGUUUAGGAGAAUAGUUAACUUAUCCUUGGAUUUCUAUAAAUUAUUGCCAAUAUCUUUAAAAUGUCAUGCAAUUACCUGGAAACACUAUCUGGUUAUUUCUAGAUUAAACCAGAUGUGCGAAGACUUCAUGUCAUGCAAAAAGAUAAUUCCAUUUCAAAAAGAAAAUGUGACUCUACUCCAGUACUGUGGUGAAACUUUUUAGAGGAAUGUUAUAUCUCAAUUUCUGUUGCAAGACACAGUUUCGGACAAAGUUUCCCUGUUAACACUGUCUGGUUAUUUCUAUAUUAAACCAGAUGCACACAGGCUACAAAAGCAAAAAGGUUGUCCUCCCCAGUAUCAAACAAAACCCUGGUGAAACUUUUCAGAGAAACUUAUCUCAAUUUCUAUUGUGGUGAGACACAGUUUCCAAGCAGAAAAAAAAAAAAAAAAUAAGCAGCCUCCUCCGCAGGCAUCACUAA